Rhagoletis pomonella (apple maggot) is the source of this 1798-nucleotide messenger RNA. RefSeq names its product NAD-dependent protein deacetylase Sirt6-like. Lineage: Eukaryota; Metazoa; Arthropoda; Insecta; Diptera; Tephritidae. Bases 1 to 1023 code for a protein of 340 amino acids. The record is from RefSeq and is a predicted model, not a curated record. The transcript has 5 exons. Gene Ontology annotation, molecular function: NAD+ binding.
AUGAGCUGCAAUUACGCGGAUGGUUUAUCGCCAUAUGAAAACAAAGGCAUUUUAGGUUUACCAGAGCAAUUUGAUAGUCCUGAAACAGUCGAGAAGAAAUGCGCCGAACUAGUAGAUUGGAUGUUAGCCGGACGUGGACGUAUCGUAGUACAUACAGGCGCAGGUGUAAGCACCAGCGCUGGAAUACCCGAUUUCCGAGGUCCGAAAGGUGUGUGGACAUUGGAGGAAAAAGGUGAAAAACCUACCAUAAAUGUAUCUUUUAACCACGCAAAACCAACAAAAACACAUAUGGCGUUACGAGCGCUAACACAGCAGGGUUAUGUGCGAUACAUUGUCAGUCAAAACAUCGAUGGACUGCAUUUGAAGUCGGGGUUACCACGACAUCUCUUAGCUGAGCUGCACGGCAAUAUGUUUGUGGAUCAAUGCAACAAAUGCAGGCGCCAAUUCGUGCGCAAAACAGCGGCGGAGACCGUGGGUCAAAAGCCUUGUGGCGGCAGGUGUCGCUCUGGUGACGAUGGACGAGUUCGUGCAUGUCGUGGUGGCUUGCUUUUAGAUAAUGUGCUUGACUGGGAAGCUGAUCUCCCAGAGCGGGACUUAGACAUGGCUCUCAUGCACUCCACCUUGGCCGCUGUAAAUAUUACAUUGGGCACAACACUUCAAAUCAUACCAAGUGGGAAUUUACCGCUGAAAAAUAAAAAGUACGGAGGAAAACUCAUUAUUUGUAAUCUACAGCCUACGAAACAUGACAAACAUGCCGAUUUAAUAAUAUCAACCUAUGUGGAUGACAUAUUGGAAAAAGUAUGCAAACGCUUAGGCGUUGAAAUACCGGUUUAUGAUGUGUCUGAAGAUCCCACAAAAGCAUCAAAUGAUCGGAAUUCCGAUUGGACAAUCUCAGCUCAAGCUGUAAAGGAAGUAGAGAAAGAAUAUAAUGCCACUUUGAAGGAGCACAAAAAACAGCGGAAGUCUCUUAGUAAGAGUAAUGACAAAAUUGAAGUAGUGGCAAUUAAGAAGAGUAAGCACUAAAAUGCAUUAUGUGUGUAAAUAAAAGGUGAGGGACCUACAAUUUUACACUCUGAACGGCGGAACGGCCGCGUUUUGUAUGUUCAAAUUAACUUUUUUAGUACAGAUAGAUAGAUAGAUAUGAGUAGGGCAAGCACUGCGACCAGUAGACCUCUUGUGCCCUUAGCUUACACAACACUGAAUCCAGCCCCAGAGGCUAUGUAUUUUAGAAUAGAUUACGGGGACAGGGACUGUAUGUGCUUCUCUAUUGGCCAUACAUAUAUGUCCUAAGCACGGGCCACUUCGUAACUAAAACCCGCAGCAUUACUGCAAAGAACUAAACACUUUUUAAUUCAUAAACUAUAGUUCUUAGAAUUGCCUUAUUUUCGCAACUUAGUUUCAAUUCGGCAUCUAACCGUAUUUCCGCAUACUGGACAUAUUCAUCAAUUAUAGUUUAAAAAUAAAGAGCACAGUAUUUUGCAGUAACGCCGCAGCAAUGGAUUUACGAACUGACCCCACCCUCCUUUCUUCGUGCGAUUGCCUCACAAUGUUGACUAUUUGGCAUACAUAAGUCACUUGACCAGAUCCCCAGAUUAAACAAGUGGCCCCUGAGCCUGCAAAAACUCGUCAAAAUGCCUGUAAUAAUUCUUAGCCUAUCCUUGGUGAGGUUUGUAAGUAGCUUGUAUCUCUUUAGAGUGUACUACCCUAAUAAGCUCUUGGCUUGACGAAGUCGCGUAAUGUUUUGCCAAUGCCUUUCUGGGCGCCGUCUUUAUCGUACUGGGACCAGGGUUGGAAAAAA